Messenger RNA from Exophiala dermatitidis NIH/UT8656, 2266 nucleotides. RefSeq names its product homocitrate synthase, mitochondrial. Gene Ontology annotation, molecular function: homocitrate synthase activity. The transcript has 3 exons. The record is from RefSeq and is a predicted model, not a curated record. Gene Ontology annotation, cellular component: mitochondrion. The coding region runs from base 501 to 2000 and encodes 499 amino acids. Lineage: Eukaryota; Fungi; Ascomycota; Eurotiomycetes; Chaetothyriales; Herpotrichiellaceae.
CUUCGUACCGGUGAUCGUGUAUGCGGUUUCGUCAUCGGUAAACUCGUGCGAGGCAAACGAGGGACAAAAUUUUCCUGAAGCCGAGAACCGGCGAUACUCCACAGUACUCGCAAUACGGUGGUGCAAGUGGCUGCGGUCCCGCGCACGACGCAGCCACGGUACCAGGAGUUGCGCAGGAACAGUUGAACCGAUCAGUUGAACCGAUCUUGCGCUUCGGCCUCUUCAGCAUUUUCCCCUCCCCACCGCUCAACUUUAACCCACAUCUCGCUCUCUAACUACUGCUGCCGGUGCCACUACUAGCAUUCGACCUCUCGGGCGCAUCGAAUCACUUUUGACUCAUUUUCUGCAUUUUCCUACUUUAGUUCAGACUUCACCGCCCGUGACUCCUCCUCUUGUUCACACCUCCAGCUUCUACAACCCCGUCGCCAACACAGUGCUCGCUGCCUGUUGCUUUCCUUCUUGUUUUACUUGAUCAACAUCCACAGACAGCUCCAGUCAAUAUGUGUCCCUCGGCCGAUGAGACCAUGACCAACGGGGUCAACGGUCACUCUAACGGCACCACCAACGGCCACUCCAAUGGUACCAAUGGCACUCACCCCGGCUUCACUCCCAUUGCAACUGCACCCCCCGCCCCUCAAUCGAGAAACCCUUACAUGCCUGUGGGCGACUUUCUCAGCAACGUUGGCAGAUUCAAGAUCAUUGAGAGCACAUUAAGAGAAGGCGAACAAUUCGCCAAUGCCUACUUUGACACCGCUAAGAAGAUCGAAAUCGCCAAGGCUCUGGAUGAGUUUGGCGCGGAUUAUAUCGAGUUGACCAGUCCAGCUGCCUCGGAACAGUCUCGCAAGGACUGUGAGGCCAUUUGCAAGCUCGGCCUGAAGUCCAAGAUCCUCACCCAUAUCAGAUGUCAUAUGGAUGAUGCAAGAAUAGCUGUCGAGACUGGCGUCGACGGCGUCGACGUUGUUAUCGGUACCUCGUCUUUCCUGCGAGAACAUUCCCACGGAAAGGAUAUGACCUAUAUCAAGAACACCGCCAUCGAAGUCAUCGAAUUCGUCAAGUCCAAGGGUAUUGAAAUCCGAUUCUCCAGUGAAGAUUCUUUCCGAUCUGAUUUGGUCGAUCUUCUUUCUCUCUACCAAGCCGUCGACAAGGUUGGUGUCAACCGAGUCGGGAUUGCUGAUACCGUCGGGUGUGCUACCCCCCGACAGGUCUACGACCUCGUCCGAACUCUCCGUGGUGUCGUUAGCUGCGAUAUCGAGACUCAUUUCCACAACGACACUGGUUGUGCCAUUGCCAACGCCUACUGCGCACUGGAAGCCGGAGCCACUCACAUUGACACGUCGGUCCUUGGUAUCGGCGAGCGGAAUGGUAUCACCACCCUCGGUGGCUUGAUGGCGAGAAUGAUCACGGCCGACCGCGACUACGUCAAGAGCAAGUACAAGCUCGAGAAGAUCAAGGACAUUGAGGAGUUGGUUGCCGAGGCUGUGGCUGUCAACAUUCCCUUCAACAACCCUAUCACCGGUUUCUGUGCUUUCACCCACAAGGCGGGUAUCCAUGCCAAGGCGAUUUUGGCCAACCCCAGCACCUACGAGAUUAUAGACCCUGCCGACUUUGGCAUUGGACGAUACAUCCACUUUGCUUCUAGACUGACGGGCUGGAACGCCAUCAAGUCACGAGCACAACAGCUUCAGAUCGAGAUGACUGACGCUCAGUACAAGGAGGUCACCGCUGCGAUCAAGAGGCUUGCUGACAUCAGACCUAUCGCCAUCGAUGACGCUGAUUCGAUCAUCCACGCUUACCACCGUGCCGUCAAGGCGGGCAAGAAGAACCCCGGAAACGAGGUUGAACUACCCAACAUGACUGAGAAGGAGAAGAAGCUUCUAGCCGAAAAGCAGCAGGAGGAACAAGUUGUUCCCGAGAAGAGGCAACUCGAGCAGACCGUCGGCGAGGAAAUCUCGACUGAGCAGACGGUGAAGAAGGCUAGAACUACCGGUCUUGCUGCAUAGAAGAAAAAACAGCAUAUGAGCUCUACCUGGGGAGUGUUGAUGAUACUACUAUGACUUUUAAAACCGCGAAGGAAGCUCGGCGUCAUUCUUUGCUAUGGCUUGAUUCCCAGAUGUUUGUAAAUAGCACGAGCUAGAGGUCGAGCUGGGCGGCUUGCGACACAAGGAGAAAAAGUGAUUUCUUCAUAGAUGACCGAAGACGCGAAUGAAACAUUUACCUUGUGUGACCUUUUACGAUGUGAUUCGACGCGGCGCACAUGUGACUGAUA